Messenger RNA from Coffea eugenioides, 1374 nucleotides. Its product is annotated as beta carbonic anhydrase 5, chloroplastic. The record is from RefSeq and is a predicted model, not a curated record. Bases 258 to 1190 code for a protein of 310 amino acids. The transcript has 9 exons. Gene Ontology annotation, biological process: carbon utilization. Lineage: Eukaryota; Viridiplantae; Streptophyta; Magnoliopsida; Gentianales; Rubiaceae. Gene Ontology annotation, molecular function: carbonate dehydratase activity; zinc ion binding.
CAACAUAGAUUUCUCCGUCUUUCUUGGAGAGAACAGGUGUCCUUCGAUCCGCCAGACAAACUUUACACAAAGUACAAACUGACUCUCAUGUCUGCACAAUGUAUGAGUGCCUCCAUAAAUACGCAUCUAAACCCAUUCUUCUGCACAUUUGCUAAAAUUGUAGCGACCAAGAAAGAAUUCCCUUUAUCAUUUCCUUCAUUUCCCAAUAUAGAACUAGAGCCAGAAGACCCUUGAGCCCCCUGAAAGAGCUAGAUCUAAUGGCUCUACCAGUCCCACAAUCCACCUCUGUGACUACUGCUACUUCCUCCUCCAGCAACUUCCCCAGCACUUCUCCAAGAAAAAUUAAAAUUUCUUGUUCCCAGUUGAGAUUCUCGGAAACUAAGCAGGCCCAUCCGAGAUUAAUGGAUGCUUUCAAGGGCAAUUCAGCUUUGCAAGUGAAGGCCUUGAGGGAAUCUCAGGGCCUGACUCAGGAGAUCAUUAAUAACGAGCAGAAGUGUGUUCAAAUAAUGGACAAUGAAUCUGAACUUUUCAAAGAGAUGAAGCGUCGAUUCCUAACUUUCAAAAAGGAUAAAUACCUGGAGAACUUGGAACAUUUUCAGAGUCUUGCCAAGGUUCAAAAACCUAAGUUCAUGGUGAUUGCCUGUGCAGAUUCACGAGUGUGUCCUUCAAGCAUCCUUGGUUUUCAACCAGGAGAAGCAUUUAUCGUCCGAAAUGUAGCCAAUCUGGUUCCUCCAUAUGAGAAUGGACCUUCAGAAACCAAUGCUGCCCUUGAAUUUUCUGUUAAUUCUCUUGAAGUUGAGAAUAUAUUAGUUGUUGGUCACAGCUGCUGUGGAGGCAUUCGAGCCUUGAUGAGCAUGGAGGAUAACAAAAAUUCUAGUAGCUUCAUAGAAAAUUGGGUACGAAUUGGAAAGCCUGCAAAAUUAAGCACUAAGGCUACUGCUACUGCUUCCGACCUCAACUUCGAUCAGCAGUGCAGACACUGUGAGAAGGUAUCUAUCAACCAAUCUUUGUUGAACCUGCUCACUUAUCCGUGGAUAGAAGAAAAGGUGGCAAACGGUAAGCUUUCAGUUCACGGGGGCUACUAUGAUUUCGUUGACUGUACAUUUGAGAAAUGGAGCCUUAAUUACAAGGGUAGUGAGUCGAAAGAAGAUGGUGAAUAUUCCAUUAAGGAUCGGGAAUUUUGGUGCUAAGCCCAAUCUUGUAGUACAUGUCCAAUUUUUGUAUUUUCUUUUCCUCCUCCUAUGUGGCGGUAGUAUUAUAAGCUGUAGUUGUUGUUGUUGAUGAUGAAUGAUGUAAUAAAAUGUGAUGACAUCUCUUGAAGUUUUGAGCUUCAUUUUCCUAUCAAUGAAGAUUGUUGUGGCUGAAUUUUUUUUU